AUGACCAAUAACCACAAUCAAAACAAAAUCAUUAACCACCACCACCACCACCACAACCAACUCCUCCCGUCCCCGACCACCACCACAACCACAACCACCACCAACCGUUCCAAUUCUUCAACCAUCACCACCGCCCGUUCAAACUCCACCACCCAAGCGUGUGCCGCCUGCCGCUACCAACGACGGAAGUGCGCUCCGGACUGCAUUCUCGCACCAUAUUUUCCGCACGAUCGCCAGCGACAAUUCCAAAACGCUCAUAAAUUAUUCGGUGUUAGCAACAUUACGAAACUGAUUCGUGAUCUUGAUCCUCCCCAAAAAGACGAAGCUAUGCGGACGAUUAUUUACCAAUCGGACGUCCGUGCGCAGGACCCCGUCGAGGGGUGUUACCGGAUCAUCCGGGAACUCCAUCGCCAAAUCGAAUAUUCUCGAGCCGAGCUCGAGAUCGUUCUGCAUCAGCUGGCAAUUUGUCGAGCACAUGCCGUGCAAAAUCAAAACCAAAACCAAAACCAAAACCUCCAUCAUCAUCAUGAUCAGAUAUUAAUCGAUGGUGUAGACUGUGACAUUCAUCUCGUUAGCAAUCCAGAUGAUCCACAGUUAUACGACGAUCUGGAUACCGAAAACGUUAAUCAUCAUCACAAUCACGGACUUGAUCUCGACCUGGGCCAAAUAACGCAACAACAAGAACACGAAGAUCAUAAUGUGCAAAUUCACAAUAAUAAUCAUGAUCAAGAACAGUAUAUUUUGGGACAACAGAAUUUGAACGAUCAGGAUGACGGUUGCGCAGAUGAUAACGUUGCGCAGCUCCAAGAGAUAAAUUCAUGGGCGGCCACCAUGAACAAUUCGCCGCCGAAUUCUUCCGCUAUUUGCGUGGAGGUGAAGCCGCAGGUGGAUGAAUGUGAGGAUUUCAAACCGCUUAUGAUCAACGAGAUUCCGGAUGGAGACAGACAUGAAUUUAAAUUUGAAUUCGAUGAGAUUAACGAACCCAGUGAGGAGACUCUUUUCAAUGAAGGAAAUCAGAAAACGUUGAAUAAAGAAGAGAAUGUUUCAUUCUUCACAAAAGAAGAAGAGAAUGUAAAUGUAUCCUACCAACAACACAAUGAAGAUCAUGAUCUCAAGGGUGCUGCUACUUUGUUUACUCUCACAAAUUGUAGCAGCUACUAACAAACAGAAAACACUCAGGAAAACAAGAAUUUUAUAGUGUUUUUGAGACCCAUGUUCUUGCUUCUUCUCAUUAGCAUAUAUAGAUACAGAAACAUGAAUAAGGAUUGGGGAAGUUGAUCUGGAUCUUAUUACAUUAAUCUUCCCAAAUUCAUAUUUGAAAAUCUUGAAGCAAAAAGAAGCAGAUUUGGAAACUGCAAUCAAAUGGAACAGCCAUAAAAGGGUAUGGAAAUUGGAAGCAAAGCAAAAGAAAUCUCUUAAGGCAACAGAGAUUUUCACCAAAAUGUAGCAGCAAUGAAGAGGAAGAGACUGAUAAGGCAUGAAAAUUGGAAGAGAGGGAUAUAAAAUUAUACAUAAUAAGGAAAACUGGCGGAAUUUUGAUUCAAGAGGUAAGAUGGAGACUCAAGGAUAGACGAUUUUGGAUUUAUAUAUUUAUUUAAGGCAGUUGUAAUCGAACAAUCUUUAUUUUGUUUCAAGUUAGUUUUAAGUUGAGCUAAUUUUCUUGUUUUUUCCUUUACGCAUCUCAAUGUAUGCUCUGAAAGUGAUUAUGAGAAAAAUAUAAAUAUAUAUGCAUGAGUGCAUGCAUAUACGAUUUUGACAUGGAU
This is a messenger RNA of Lactuca saligna, 1763 nucleotides long. Lineage: Eukaryota; Viridiplantae; Streptophyta; Magnoliopsida; Asterales; Asteraceae. The record is from the annotation of a GenBank genome assembly.